This is a messenger RNA of Amphimedon queenslandica, 640 nucleotides long. RefSeq names its product receptor-type tyrosine-protein phosphatase alpha-like. The transcript has 4 exons. The record is from RefSeq and is a predicted model, not a curated record. Bases 122 to 493 code for a protein of 123 amino acids. Gene Ontology annotation, molecular function: protein tyrosine phosphatase activity. Gene Ontology annotation, biological process: protein dephosphorylation. Lineage: Eukaryota; Metazoa; Porifera; Demospongiae; Haplosclerida; Niphatidae.
UGUUAUAAAGUACUGGGCUACAGAAGCAACUGAAGUGAUAUUUGGAGAGUACAGCAUUAAGUUAUUGAAUGAAGAGCUCUAUGACUUGUAUACUGAGAGAACCAUUGAAAUCAAAAACAAGAUGAAAGGUGGCUCCAGGCAUAAGGUAGUACAGUAUCAGAUAACUGGCUGGGAGCCAAAUGGAGAAGUGACUUGUCACCAGGCUAUACUAAUGAUAUUAGAAGAAAUGAAUAAAACACAAAGAAGAAGUGGAAACACAAGCAUUGUAGUACACUGCAGUGAUACAGUUGGUCGUUCAGCAAUGUUCUGUGCAGCUGCUACAACAAUUAAUAAAUGUAAAACUGAAGGAGUCAUUGAUGUAUUUCAAGUACUCAAAAGUCAACGUAUUCAAAAACCAGGCAGUGUACAGACUGUUGAACAAUACAAAGGAAUAUUUGAGAUAGUUCAAAUCUACUUGGACUCUUUCAUGUUAUACUCAAAUUUCUCUUCAUAAAAUUAACACUUAAUACUAUACACACACAAUGUAAAUCGCUGCUUCAUUUUUUGAUACUCACAAUGUUAUUUUAUUUACAAAGCAUCAUAUUUUUAUAUUCUUAUUGCUAUAAAUACAUUAUUGUUCUGUUUCACUUUUUAAUCUUUA